AUGAAUAGCCUUGGGAGCGUACAACUUAGCGCCCAAGCUCGUGCUUCUAUUGUAGAGAAAAGUUUAAGCACACCACGACCAAGGCUCCGACAGAAAGAAGAAAAAAAAGACAAGAAUGAUGAUAACCCCAAAGAUCAAAUACCGGGAUGCUGCUAUAAUCAUGAUUACAAUUGCAUAUCCUCUCCACAGAGGUCAUCGAUCAUUAUAGAUUCCAAGAGAACCAAUGGAGUUUCCUUUACACUCAAAGAUGAAAAGAUUGAUGACCAAAUCAGCAAAAAGUUAACACCUAAAGCUAGUGACCUAAUGCUUGAAAGCCUUCAUUUUUAUAAAAGUGAGGAUGAGUUUGAUUCAAUUAACCUAGGAGAAUCCACCUGCAAUGGCAUGACAGCUUCGAUGUGA
Molecule: messenger RNA, 399 nt
Organism: Acaulospora morrowiae
Lineage: Eukaryota; Fungi; Glomeromycota; Glomeromycetes; Diversisporales; Acaulosporaceae
Source: the annotation of a GenBank genome assembly